Aspergillus fijiensis CBS 313.89 is the source of this 1492-nucleotide messenger RNA. Its product is annotated as putative MFS monocarboxylate transporter. Gene Ontology annotation, cellular component: fungal-type vacuole membrane. Lineage: Eukaryota; Fungi; Ascomycota; Eurotiomycetes; Eurotiales; Aspergillaceae. Gene Ontology annotation, molecular function: transmembrane transporter activity. Bases 182 to 1486 code for a protein of 434 amino acids. The record is from RefSeq and is a predicted model, not a curated record. The transcript is spliced from 3 exons. Gene Ontology annotation, biological process: transmembrane transport.
GAAAUCUUUGACUGAAUAUGUUGAUCUCUUUAUUUCUCCACCCGCACGCCCUUCAAAUGACCUUGUCUGACCCCCAAAGGCUCGCUUUCGAAAUAGAUGAUGAUAAAAGGGAAAAUGUCUGUCCUUUUCGUUCUUCGACACAGGUCAUCUUCACCAAAGCACCAAACAUUCCCUGAAUAAAAUGUUGAAUCAAGAGUUAACCAACUUGAACCAAGAACCCGAAACAUCCUCUGAACUUCCGGAAGAUGUCGCCCCCACCACUGGGUCCGUCAGUCUGGCAUUCCCCGAAGGUGGGCGCGAUGCAUGGACUUGUCUGCUGGGCUCCGCGUUAAUGAUGUUUCCAUCUUUUGGCUUCCAGACCGCCGUGGGAACCGUGCAAGAUUACAUCAGUGUCCACCAGCUGGCUGACUACAGCGUCCGCGAUGUCGGGUGGAUCACCGCCAUCCUCGUCUUCCUGACUCUCUUCCUCGGGGUUCAAGUCGGACCCCUGUUCGAUCGCUACGGGCCGCGCGUGCUGCUGACCUGCGGCUCGCUGGCCAGCUUCCUCUCCUACCUUCUGCUCGCCGAAUGCUCGCAGUACUGGCAGUUCAUCCUUUGCCUGAGCAUCCUGGGCGGCAUCUCCGCGGCGGUCGUGACCACUGUGGCCAUCAGCGUGCUGAGCCACUGGUUUUUCCGGCGGCGGGCGCUGGCGUCGGGCAUCUGCAUGGCGGGGUCCUCGGCCGGGGGCGCGAUCCUGCCGCUCAUCCUGCGCCGAUGCUUCGGCCAGUACGGGUGGGCCUGGUCGCUGCGCAUCAUCGCCCUGGUCGCCCUGGCCUGCUACGCGCUGGGCAUUUUCCUGGUGAAGGGCCGCCUGCCGGCCAGCACGCAGAGUGGCGCCACGAUCGACCUCACCGUCUUCCGGUCGCCGCGGCUGUGCUUCCUCGCCGUCGCCGUCUUCGCCUUCGAGUUCAUCAUCUUCGGCUGCGCGUCGCUGCUGCCCACCUACGUCCGCUACGCCGGCCUGGCGCUCGACGUCCAGUACUACUCGCUGACGGUGCUGAACAGCAUGAGUCUGCUGGGCCGCGUCCUCCCCGGGCUGGCGGCCGAUCUGUUCGGCCGCUUCAACAUCCUGCUGUCGCUGGUCGUGCUGACCCUCCUCGUCAUGGCCGCCGUCUGGAUCCCCGUCGGCUCCCACGACGAAGCCACGCUAUACACCGUGGUGGCGAUCUUCGGCUUUGGAUCCGGGGGCUGGAUCUCGCUGGCGCCCGUGUGCGCGGGCCAACUCUGCCGGACAGAGGAGUACGGCCGGUUCUACGGCACCAUCUACAGUGUCGCGGCCUUUGGCGCGUUGCUGACGGUGCCCGUGGGUGGAGAGCUGCUGCAGAAGACGACCCCGCAGGUCUUGGUGGGAUUCUACGCCGCGGUUCUGGUCGUCGGCUUGGUGAGUGUCGUUUGUUCGCGGUGGGCGCUAUUGGAGUGGAGGUGGAGAUGGAAGGUGAAGGUCUAGUUAGGU